Aspergillus heteromorphus CBS 117.55 is the source of this 1869-nucleotide messenger RNA. RefSeq lists its product as uncharacterized. The annotation marks the transcript as partial. Gene Ontology annotation, molecular function: DNA-binding transcription factor activity, RNA polymerase II-specific; DNA binding; zinc ion binding. The transcript has a single exon. Lineage: Eukaryota; Fungi; Ascomycota; Eurotiomycetes; Eurotiales; Aspergillaceae. Gene Ontology annotation, biological process: regulation of DNA-templated transcription; DNA-templated transcription. The record is from RefSeq and is a predicted model, not a curated record.
AUGGCAUCCACCUCAUCAUCAACCCCUGGCCCCGCCUAUCCCGUGUCCAAGCGACGCAAGACGCGUAAAGGCACCUUCUCCUGCUGGGAAUGCAAACACCGGAAGAGACGAUGCAAGUUCGAGCCGCCCUCCAGCCCCAUUUGCGUCUACUGCCAGUCGCACGGAUCCCCGUGCAUCAGCCAGGAACAUGCAGACCCAAGAAGCGGCAGCGAGGCGAAUAUUCAGCAUCGCAUGGUUCACGUCGAGGCUCUCGUCAGCCAGUUGAUCCAACAGAGAAACCGCAGCUGCCAACCCCACCCGUCCCAGGAAUUGAUUCCAGCGCAGCAUUGCAGGCCCGCGCCCCAUGAAAGAAUCGAAAGCGACAUACAAGGACUUCUGUCGGCUGUAACUGAUGGUCCGGAUCUGACGAACCGUUUCCAGCAGCUUAGCGGCAGCCUUCGGGCGCUACUCCCACACCCCCAUGUGGCCGUACUGAUACUGAGCAAAGGAGGGUUCUUCAGCCUUCCCUUUCAGACGCUUAUUCCUUCACGAAAACGACCAUCUUCCACCAUCGCGAACGUGGAACACCCUGAGACUGAUCCCGGGCUACCAAUUACCGCAUCUCACCCGAUCCAUUUGGCCCGAAAACUCAUCCAACUAGCGCUUGGUUUACAGCAACUGCAGUUCACCCCAUCCGACCACCCAGAGCUACAGCUCAAGGACUCUACCACAGAAACCUCGCGACGAUACCUAGAACUCGCGUCCUGUCACGUAACAUCCCAGGACAUUCUGAUCGACUCCGUCGAUGGGCUGGACACCCUGCUCCUGGAAGCCCGCUACCACAUCAACUCAGGGAAUCUGCGCGCAGCAUGGCUGAUAUUCCGCCGUGCACUGAGCAUAGCCGAAACCAUCGGCCUGUCCCAGCGGAAUGAGAAGGCGAGCAGUCGCGCGAAAUUUGUCUGGUCCCAACUCGUAUUCAACGAUCGCUUUCUAUCGCUGAUGCUUGGUCUUCCGGUCGCCGUGAACAACCCUGGCUUUUCCAGCGAGCAGACGUUGGAUACGUAUCCGCCCUUCAGGAAGUUGGACCGCUUGCAUUGCGUGAUAGCAGGCCGGAUUAUUGCUCGGAAUAUGCGUAUGCGACGUUGCGAUCUACCUGGCCAGGAGACCUUGGAGAACGCAUAUGAUGACUAUGCGGUGACGCGGGAUAUCGAUUCAGAGCUGAAGAAGGUGGCCCGGUCGGUGCCUGUUGGUUGCUGGGAGAUUCCUACGACUGAGGAUGCAUUGUUGGAUACGGACAAGAUGGACAGAAUCUCCAGGCUCUUUACGCAAAUGCACCAGUAUUACCUUCUGGUUGUCCUUCACCAGCCGUACAUACUGCGGCAUCGGGGUCAUCAUGUAGACGUCGCGACAGCGUCUUCACAACGACCAGAUUAUGCAUACAGCAAACAGGCUGUCCCCCCUGCCUGUCGCGAGGUACUCACUCGCUGUCUCGCAUUCCGCAACAUCCGCCCUGUCCUUUCUUAUCGAGGACUUCAGCACAAGGCCUUCACCGCAGCAGUGGCACUUGUUUUGUCUCAUAUUGAAGGGCACCGUCUAGGCGCUUCCAACGUUCUGGAACAUCAACGGCCCCAUGAUCUGGGGAUCGUUCGAAAGGUAAUCCAGACCUUGGACGAGCUGUGCUGUUCGAGUAAUCCGAACCGAUACAUUGCGAUCGAGACGAGCACGCAGCUGAACAAGCUCAUGAGUAUCGAGGCAGAGGCUGCGAAUGGCAUCGGAUACGUUGUAUAUAUCGAAGAAGAGGGUACUGGGACUGGAAGCACAAGGUCUGCAGUCGAGCCAGCCCUGAAAUUACCCAUGCCGUACUUCGGAUCGAUUUGCAUUACGCGUGGG